CACUAGGCUAUCACCAUGAUGUCCACAUUACAGUGUAUAUGGAUGCACAGGUCCCUGGACCACUGGCAGCAGGUGCCACCUGAUGUUUCUAUGACAACACGUCACCUGGACAACGGCUGUUGUUGUUGUUUACCCACAACUCACAGUUGGACCGAGCGGACGGACGUCUACAGGAUCCCAGAGAUAGCGGCUUCUAGAGGAAGAGGAGACGGCGAGAAGGAGAAGAUGAAGAGGGAAGAGGAGCAGAUGGAGAGCGGAGAGAAGAGAGAAGAGGAGAGGAAGAGUGAAGAGGAGAGUGAAGAGGUGGAGAAGAGAGGAGAGAAGAGGAAGAGAGAAGAGGAGGAGGAGAAGAGAGAAGAGAAGAGGAAGAGAGAAGAGGGGAGCGAGGAGGUGGAGAAGACAGGUCAGAAGAGGAAGAGAGAAGAGGAGAGUGAAGAGGAGGAGAAGAGAGAAGAGAAGAGGAAGAAGGUGGAAGAGAGUGAGGAGGUGGAGAAAAAGAGGAGAGGAGAGGAUGCCAGAGUAUUGGAGGAUGAGGAGCCAAGACCAGGCACCAGCCAGGACCCCGGAACAUCAAGCAACUACCCCAAAUUUAACAUCACACACCUAACUGUCCAUCAGGUAUUGGGUAGGGGCAGCUUUGGAGUGGUGGGCCUGGCAUCAGUCCCCGGCCGAAACAACUACGUCGCCAUAAAAGGAAUCACCAAAACAGCGAACAAUGCAGCAACCCUACAGAGAGAGCGACGGAUACUCAUGCUGGCCCGAGACUGCCCGUUCCUGUGUCACCUGUAUGCUGCACAGCAGUCUCAGGACAAUGCCUUCUUCAUCACCGAGUAUCUGUCCGGCGGCAGCCUGGAGGCUUUGCUCAGAAUGUGCAGCAGUCUGAACACCGACACAGUAAGGUUUUACACAGCUGAGAUUGCAUGUGGCCUCCAGUUCCUUCACAGACAGAACAUCGUCCACCGAGAUAUCAAGCCAGAUAACAUCAUGCUGGAUAAAGAUGGACACAUCCGCAUCAUAGAUCUCGGAGUUGCCCAAGAUGGUGUCACCUUCUCCAACAAGAUCCAAGGAGUGACGGGCACAUUACCUUACAUGGCCCCAGAGGUGCUCCAGAGGAAGGACUACUAUGCAGCAGUUGACUGGUGGAGCCUGGGGAUUGUUGUAUCCCGGAUGUCAGCAGGUCGUUCCCCAUUCUACUUUGGCUGCAACAGAGAAAUGGCUCGCAAUUCCAUCACCAGAGAGAAGCCUAAUAUUCCAUCUUGGCUCCCUGCUGACCUGAAACAUCUGAUCAAGCAACUGCUGCGCAAGAAUCCUGAGAAGCGGCUGGGUGUGAACAGGAGCAUCAGAGGCCACCCAUUCUUCACCACCAUCAACUGGGAGGAACUGGAGCAGAGGAGAACACAGCCACCAUUUACACCAUUCAAGGCAGCUCUGAAGAAGGGACACCUGCCGUGGCCAGAGGUAGAGACAGCUCUUCACCCCUUGGAAGGAUUCUCUUUCAUAGCUCCAAGCUGGGAAUGGUAAGAUCAGCCCACGGCCCAGAGCUCUGUGCCAUCUCUACCAUCUGAGUGCUGCAGAUUUCCAUCAAGAUGUUACCCUGGAUCUUAGCUCUACAUCCAUCAAUAUCUGGCACCUUCUGAAGACCCUCUGCACCCAGGAGAGGCCUGUGCUUGUAACACCUCAGCACAGGCCGGUAAGUAUCACACAUCAUCACACAUACAUUAGGAUCACACACAUACAGGUAGAUAGAAAUAUACACACAGGUACAUAUAUAGAUAGUAUAGACACAUACACACAGACACACACAACAGAUAGGGGUAGACAUCGGCUUUGAUCCUGGGACUUGUUCCGAUCGCCAUAUUUGGGGUCAGGAAGGAAUUUUUCCCCUUUGAGGACAAUUGGCUUAUUCCUCAAGGGGGUUUUGCCUUCCUUGGGAUCAUCUCGGCCAUAAUUAGGAAAUAUUCCCACAAAUAGCAAUGUAUAAAAAUAAAUAAUAAAACUAGUAUAAUAUGUGAGGAUUUUAUAUAAAAUAAUACAUAUUAGUUUUCCAUAUUAGAUAGGUCAGGUACUGGCUUUUGAUCCUGGGACUUGUUCCGAUCGCCAUAUUUGGGGUCAGGAAGGAAUUUUCCCCCCUUACAUAAGGAUAAUUGGCUCUUUCCUCAAGGGGGUUUUCGCCUUCCUUAGGAUCAACACAGUAUAUAAUAAGGCUUUGCCUAUAAAUUUAUAUUUCACACAUAGCAAAAUAAAACAUAACACACAUUUCUGAAAUUUGCAGUAUCCCCAGUAUCCCCCUACUAGAACUAAAAUAAAAUGUCAUUUUUC
Molecule: messenger RNA, 2319 nt
Organism: Hyla sarda
Lineage: Eukaryota; Metazoa; Chordata; Amphibia; Anura; Hylidae
Product: protein kinase C delta type-like
Exons: 3
Coding region: 16-1521 (501 amino acids)
Biological process (GO): protein phosphorylation
Molecular function (GO): protein serine/threonine kinase activity; ATP binding
Source: RefSeq, a predicted model, not a curated record